This is a messenger RNA of Anopheles coustani, 2034 nucleotides long. RefSeq lists its product as uncharacterized. The coding region runs from base 86 to 949 and encodes 287 amino acids. Gene Ontology annotation, cellular component: nucleus. The record is from RefSeq and is a predicted model, not a curated record. The transcript has 3 exons. NCBI's taxonomy places the organism in Eukaryota, Metazoa, Arthropoda, Insecta, Diptera, Culicidae.
CUCACCAGUUCAGAAAUAUUGUAAACAAGAUUGUAAAAAAUCUUCAACUAAUGUGCAUUUUCGUGUUUAUUACGUACCAUUCGAAAUGGCCGAGGAUACUCUAAACAAGAACAACAAAGCUGGUCCAGACACCAACUACGAAGCUUCCUUGUUCCGCAGUUCGUAUCCAGCCAGCACAAUAAAAAACAUUGCAGCAAGACGCCUUGAGGCUUUCCGAGCCGAGCUGCAACGAGAAAUAUCUAAUUCAACAGAAGCGGAACCCAGUACCUCAAACGGUGCGCAAGCAAUGGAGAUCGAUGAGGAACCGUACGGAGCUCAGUCGGAUGAGGUAAUGGACUGGGAUAGUACAAGUAUCGGGCGCUCGAUUUGGCCACAGCAUGCUUUAGUGGACCGGAUGGCCAAUUCUCAUGCCAUACCCCACGAUGUCGGGAGUAGAGUGGCCGCAUAUAACAUGCCACUUAAAACAGAUUACUGUAAACGACCACACAGCGGCCCUAACCCUCGUUAUUUCGUGGUUGACACAUGUGUCUAUCUAAGCAACCUAGAAGUAGUUAAGCGCCUAUUUUACUAUUGCACAGCCAAUAACGCCAUCCUUGUUGUGCCUUAUCAGGUGUUGGUGGAGUUAGAUGACCUUAAAAUCAGCAAACCACAACUGCGCACGGAAGUCCAAGCUGCCUUUCGGUUUUUGAGCGACCAAAGAAAGAAAAGAACACAGCAUGUAGUUUACCAGCAUCCAAUAGACGAUCUCGUGGUCUUCACGCGAGGAUCGACACAUGAUGAUUCGCUUGUAAAUUGCGGUUUACAGGUGCAAAAUAAUGUAAAUAGCAAUUGUUCUAUAACUUUAGUUUCCAAUGACAGUAGUUUAGGUUUAAAGGCGGAAGCAGCUCAAUUUAAAUUUUUCACAGAAGAGAAUCUACUUUCAUAUCUGUCGUUAACUUCGUGCUUAUAACAUUAUAAAUAUGAGUUCAAUAACUCUUAAUUGAUUUAUUUGUUUUCGUAGUUCGGUGUUGGCUGCUACAUUGAAAUGGUUUAUAAAACGACGGAGUGUUAAAUACCAUAGGAAGGCUUUUUUUAAAUCCAAAAGUUUCUUUCGUGUCGCAACAAUUAAAAAAAUACUAACAUUCCGUCGAUAAAAAAAAAACGAAAUGAAUUAUUGGUAUAACAAACCGAACCAUUCUAACAUCAUAUUAAUGUUAUGCGUUUUUUUUUACAUUCGGUUGAAUGAAUGAACUGUAACGUUCUUGUUGUGAUGUGUUAAUCUUUAGGGAAACAACACUUGUAGCCGGUUGAAAUAUACCGGAUCAACUUAACAAUCACCAUUAAAUGAGUUCUUUGUGCCAACAGUUUUAAUCGUUCCUAUACUUCCUAAUAUUUUUGAUUAUACGAAUUUUACGCUCAGGAAUGCAAGGGUAGAGUAGGUUAACUGGCCAAGAAGGCAUUGUUAGCUCGUAUGCCUUCAUUUACAUCACCCUAAAGCGCCGGGGGACAAUUGAGGAGUCGAUAUAAUGACGAGCUCUACGAGCUGUACGGAGACCUCACUGUCGUACAGCGAAUUAGACUCGCCAGGCUCCGGUGGGCUGGUCAUGUCAUGUCAGCCCGUAAAGUCCCUUUAGGCGGUCCCCAAGGACAGAGGAGGCGUGGUUUGGUCUAAAUUGAGGUGGAAGGAUGGCAUAGACGAAGCCGCCAAUAAAGCCAGGAUACGGAAUUGGACCAGCGUGGCGAGCGACCGUGAGCGGUUUCGGAUGGAGCUUCGUCAGGCCAAGACCGCUCAGCGGUUGUAACGCCACAUAAGUAAGUAAAGGGCCGGGGCAAAUAAAAUAACUCACAAUGUGAUAUUAUUGAAUUAAAAAACUAAGCAAGACAUACAGAAAUCAAUAAAGAUAUGUUAGUGCCACAUGAGCCUACUAUCAUUGUCAUUAGAAUCUAACUGAAGACCAAUAAUGGUAAUGAAUUAAAGUAAGAGACACGAAAUACAUGAGAAGUAUAAACAGAAAGGGAUAAUAAUCAAAAUUAAUCUCAUAAUUAAAAUAAUUA